GCAUUAUGCAUGCAGCAGCUGUACUUCUGUUUAUGUUAAGAUCAUGAAGAAACGAUCCUUUCUUCCUCUGUUUUUGCAGAGAAAUAAGUUAGGGCGACAAUGGUGAAGAUCUGUUGCAUCGGCGCGGGGUACGUGGGCGGGCCGACGAUGGCGGUGAUCGCGCUCAAGUGCCCGGACAUCGAGGUGGUGGUCGUCGACAUCUCGGAGCCCCGCAUCUCCGGGUGGAACAGCGACCGUAUCCCCAUCUACGAGCCCGGCCUUGACGACGUCGUCAAGCAGUGCCGCGGCCGCAACCUCUUCUUCAGCACCGAAGUGCACCAGCACGUCGGCGAGGCAGACAUCGUGUUCGUCUCCGUCAACACCCCCACCAAAACCUGCGGCCUCGGCGUGGGCAAGGCCGCCGACCUCACCUACUGGGAGAGCGCGGCGCGCAUGAUCGCGGACGUCUCCUGCUCCGACAAGAUCGUGGUGGAGAAGUCCACCGUGCCCGUCAAGACCGCCGAGGCCAUCGAGAAGAUCCUCGUGCACAACAGCCGCGGCGUGAAGUACCAGAUCCUGUCCAACCCGGAGUUCCUCGCCGAGGGCACGGCAGUGCAGGACCUGUUCGCGCCCGACCGCGUCCUUAUCGGUGGCCGCGAGACCCCCGAGGGCCGCGCCGCCGUGAAGGCGCUCAAGGACGUGUACGCGCAUUGGGUGCCCGAGGACCGCAUCAUCACCACCAACCUGUGGUCCGCCGAGCUGUCCAAGCUCGCCGCCAAUGCCUUCCUAGCGCAGCGCAUCUCCUCCGUGAACGCUAUCUCGGCGCUCUGCGAGGCCACGGGCGCGGACGUGACCCAGGUGGCGCACUCCGUGGGCAAGGACGCGCGCAUCGGCCCGCGCUUCCUCUCCGCCAGCGUCGGCUUCGGCGGGUCGUGUUUCCAGAAGGACAUCCUCAACCUGGUCUACAUCUGCGAGUGCUACGGCCUCCCCGAGGUGGCCAGCUACUGGAGGGAGGUGAUCCGGAUCAACGACUACCAGAAGAGCCGGUUCGUGAACCGCGUCGUCUCCUCCAUGUUCAACACGGUCGCCGGCAAGAAGGUGGGCGUGCUGGGGUUCGCCUUCAAGAAGGACACGGGCGACACCCGCGAGACGCCGGCGAUCGACGUCUGCAGGGGCCUGCUCGGGGACAAGGCGGUGAUCAGCAUCUACGACCCGCAGGUGACGGAGGAGCAGGUGCAGCGUGACCUCGCCAUGAAGCAAUUCGACUGGGACCACCCGCGCCACCUGCAGCCCAUGAGCCCCACGGAUCUGGCGAAGCAGGUCGCCGUGGCGAUGGACGCCUACGAGGCCGCGCGCGACGCGCACGCCGUGUGCAUCCUCACCGAGUGGGACGAGUUCAGGAGCCUCGACUACAAGCGCAUGUUUGACGCCAUGCAGAAGCCGGCCUUCAUCUUCGACGGCCGCAACGUCGUCGACCCCGGGAAGCUCCGGGAGAUCGGCUUCGUCGUCUACGCCAUCGGGAAGCCGCUCGACAACUGGCUCAAGGACAUGCCCGCCGUCGCAUGA
This is a messenger RNA of Phragmites australis (common reed), 1545 nucleotides long. RefSeq names its product UDP-glucose 6-dehydrogenase 2. Gene Ontology annotation, cellular component: nucleus; cytosol. Lineage: Eukaryota; Viridiplantae; Streptophyta; Magnoliopsida; Poales; Poaceae. Bases 100 to 1545 code for a protein of 481 amino acids. The record is from RefSeq and is a predicted model, not a curated record. Gene Ontology annotation, molecular function: UDP-glucose 6-dehydrogenase activity; NAD binding. Gene Ontology annotation, biological process: glycosaminoglycan biosynthetic process. The transcript has a single exon.